Molecule: messenger RNA, 1883 nt
Organism: Medicago truncatula (barrel medic)
Lineage: Eukaryota; Viridiplantae; Streptophyta; Magnoliopsida; Fabales; Fabaceae
Exons: 10
Coding region: 159-1571 (470 amino acids)
Source: RefSeq, a predicted model, not a curated record
ACCCUUUGACGCGGGAACAGCAAUCUCAUAUAUAAGGCUGUCCAUUUGAUUUGAAUCUUGAUUUCACUGUUCUUUCUGCACUCAUUCGUUUUUUUUCGUUUUCUCCCGCUCGUUCUUCACCAUUUGGGGGUUCGAAUUUUCAUUCAGAAGUUGCUAAGAUGGAAAACAACUACCUAUUUCCUGCUAAGAAGCAAGAAGCUGAGGAAACUAAGUUUAUUUCUGAGGAGAAGCCUCCUCCUCCUGUGACGACCAAAGUUGCUAAGAUGGAAUAUACCAACUGGUCUCCAUUUCUGAAGGAAAACUGCGAACGGUAUCUUGCUAAGAAGAAAGAAGAGGACAGAAAGUAUUUAUCUGAAAUUCUUCGUCCUCCUGCUGUGAAGACCAACAUUGCCGACUACAAAACCAUUGCCGACAAUCAUACUUUAACGACUACAAAACCAUUUCCCAAGCCGUUCCCAAAUGAAGGAUUAAAAGUUGAAAGCUACAAUGAAAAAAUGAAAAGAAAACUAGGUUGUUGUCAGCCUUCUAGCCUAUCUCUCAAUCUCAACUUGCUUCUUGAUGCAAAGCAGCUAGAUAAAAAAGUUGAAGUUGCUAAGAUGGAAUAUACCAACUGGUCUCCAUUUCUGAAGGAAAACUGCGAACGGUAUCUUGCUAAGAAGAAAGAAGAGGACAGAAAGUAUUUAUCUGAAAUUCUUCGUCCUCCUGCUGUGAAGACCACCAUUGCCGACUACAAAACCAUUGCCGACAAUCAUACUUUAACGACUACAAAACCAUUUCCCAACCCAAAUGAAGGAUUAAAAUUUGAAAGCUUUGAAGGAGAUCCUUUUGCAACGACUAACCUAUUUUCUAAAAAUAAAGAAAUGGAAAGUAAACUACGUUGUUGUCAGCCUUCUAACAUAUUUAUCGACCCGCUUCUUGCUGAGGAGCGUCCUGUGAAAUCCGACACGCUUUUUGUGAUGUCUGACCCAUUUCUUGCUGAAAGAGUUGCUAAGAGGCGAAAAGUAGAGAGCUUAGAGGAAGAGCCUCUUGAGACGACCAAUCCGGUUUGCAACCCUUUUCCUGCUAAGAAAGAAAAGGAGAGUAAGUUCGUAAGGACCAAACCGCGUGCUGCUGAGAAGCAUCCUGUGAUGUCUGACCCGUUUCUUGCUGAGAGGCCUCCUCACAUGUUUCUAAACAUUUUUUUUUCUUAUCAGCAAAAAGUGGAAAAACUUGCUGAGAUGCUAAAAAUAGAGAGCAUAGAGGGAGAGCCUCAAGUCACGACCGACCCUCUUGUUGCCAAGAAGCAUCAUGUGUCGACCAUGUUUCUAAACCUUUUUCUUGCUUAUAAACAAGAAGUGGAAAGAGUUGCUAAGAUGCUAAAAAAAGAUAGCAUAGAUGGAGAGCCUUUUUUGACGACUGACCCUAUUCUUGCUGAGAAGCCUCCCGUUCUUGCCUAUCAGCAGGAAGUGGAAAGCUCGAAGAAGAAAGAAGAGGAAAGUAAUACAACCAACAUUGCCGAGAAGCAUACUUUGACAUACUUUGACGACAAACCUGUUUCACAACCUGCAUCAUCAUGUGAAGCAGCUACAUGAAGAACUUGCCAAGGAGGGGCACCUUUCAAACAACAAAGAGGACAAUCCCUUUGCACCAUUUGGAUGAUGGGAUCAAAAAUUAAGUGUAUAUGUUGAUUUUUGUUCAAAAGUAUCUAUCCCUUUUGAUGAUUAUAUUUCAAAAUUUGCCUGGAGACACUUGUAAUAUUGGGUUUGUAACAGAUGAACUCUUUCUGUUUUAUUAUUUUUUUGACAAAACUCUUACUAUUUCUUAUUUCCUAUUGUCAUAUCAGUUAUAACUAAAGGUAGUAUAGAUUACAAUGGAGGAAGAACCAAAACUCAACUUUGAAAUUA